This is a messenger RNA of Lotus japonicus, 1153 nucleotides long. RefSeq names its product metacaspase-9. The transcript has 2 exons. The record is from RefSeq and is a predicted model, not a curated record. Gene Ontology annotation, biological process: proteolysis. Gene Ontology annotation, molecular function: cysteine-type endopeptidase activity. Lineage: Eukaryota; Viridiplantae; Streptophyta; Magnoliopsida; Fabales; Fabaceae. Bases 18 to 986 code for a protein of 322 amino acids.
GUAAUCUCAAAUUUUUAAUGGAGGGGAAGAACAAGAGGCUAGCUGUUUUGGUGGGGUGCAAUUAUCCAAACACACCCAAUGAAUUGCAUGGCUGCAUAAACGAUGUGUUAGCCAUGAGGGACACGCUGGUGAAGCGUUUCGGGUUCGAUCCGAAAAGCAUUGAGCUCCUCACUGAUGAGCCUGGCUCUUCAUCACCUAUGCCUACUGGUUCCAACAUUAAGCAGGCAUUAGCUAGCAUGAUUGAUCAAGCUGAAACAGGGGAUGUGCUCUAUUUUCAUUAUAGUGGACAUGGAACAAGGUUCCCUUCCAAGAAACUUGGCCACCCCUACCGCUAUGAGGAAGCAAUUGUGCCUUGUGACUUCAAUCUCAUCACUGAUUUGGACUUCAGGCAACUGGUGAACAAGCUGCCAAAGGGAACAAGCCUCACAUUUCUCUCAGACUCAUGCUAUAGUGGUGGCCUCAUUGACAAAGAGAAGGAACAAAUUGGACCAUCUUCACUGGUUCAUGAAAAUGACUCAUCAUUGAAACUCACUAGCACCCCCAAGACAAUCCCUAUUAAGUCCAUACUUCAACACCUCUCAUCACUAACAAACAUAAGCACCACAGACAUUGGAACCCACCUGCUAGAAUUCUUCGGCUCCGAAGCCAGUUCGAGAUUUCAGCUCCCUUCACAUCAUCUUGAUUUGUUGAACUUGAACCAAUCACUGAGGCCUGAUGAGGGGAUUCUGUUGAGUGGUUGCCAAUCUGAUGAGACCUCUGCAGACAUUAACCCGAACGUGAGUGGUGGAAAGGCGUAUGGAGCAUUUAGCAAUGCGGUUCAGAUGGUGUUGAAGGAGAACCCGGGUCAGCUGAGCAAUAGAGAGGUUGUGAUGAAGGCCAGGAAUGUGCUGCAAACGCAGGGAAUUGUGCAGCAUCCUUGCCUCUAUUGCAGUGAUGAGAAUGCUAAUGCUGCCUUCUUGCGACAACAUCAGAACUCAGAUUUAUGAAAUGUGUGUCUGAAGAAUUUGAUGUGUGAAACAUUGGAGAAGUGAUUGCUGAAAUCAAGACUCUCAAGUACUCGUAGCACUAUGUUAUUUAUUAUUGUACUAUUGUGGGAAUUUUAUGAUUUUUUUAAAGAGAUUUUUAUGUUCAAUAAGUGGAAAAGUAUUAUUAA